Molecule: messenger RNA, 1023 nt
Organism: Frankliniella occidentalis (western flower thrips)
Lineage: Eukaryota; Metazoa; Arthropoda; Insecta; Thysanoptera; Thripidae
Product: C-factor
Exons: 5
Coding region: 19-762 (247 amino acids)
Source: RefSeq, a predicted model, not a curated record
CAGCAGGGUCAGCGCAACAUGAAGUCCGUCCUCAUCACCGGGUGCAACCGCGGCCUGGGGCUGGGCCUGGUGCAGCAGCUCGUCCAGAGGCCGACGCCGCCCAAACACCUGAUCGCCACUUGCAGGAACCCUCAACAGGCCGAGGCUCUCACGGCGAUAGCCGCCCAGCACAAGAAUGUCCACGUGCUGCAGAUCGACGUGAAGGAUUUCAACGGUUACGACAACUUCGCCAAGCAGGUGCAGUCCAUCGUCAAGGAUGACGGCGUCAACGUGCUGUUCAACAGCGCCGGCGUCUCGUCCAAGUUCACCAGGGUGAACCUGGUGAAGGUGGAGCAGAUGACGGAGAACUUCCUGACCAACACGGUCGCGCCGCUGAUGCUCACCAAGGCUCUCCUCGCCGAGCUGAAGAAGGCCUCCAAGGGCAACGAGAGCGCGCCCAAGGGCAGCCAGCGCGCCGUCAUCGUCAACAUGAGCUCGGUGCUCGGCUCCAUCGCCCAGAACAACCAGGGUGGCUUCUACCCUUACCGCGCCAGCAAGUCGGCACUGAACGCAGUGACGCGCUCGCUGAGCCAGGACCUCAAGGACGACGGCAUCCUGGCGGUGAGCCUUCACCCGGGCUGGGUGCAGACGGACAUGGGGGGGAAACAGGCGCCGCUCACCGUCGAGCAGAGCACCCAGGCCAUGAUCAGCUUCGUCGAGGGGCUGACCGACAAGCACAACGGCGGCUUCUACCAGUACGACGGCAGUCAGCUCCCCUGGUAGCGCCGCCGCUCUUAGACAAUUGUGUUUUUUAUUAUUAAUCAAUUUUUGAUACAAUCUUGUCAUUGAAAGUCGCGUUUGUAUAUAUAGUUAUUAUUAUAUGGUAAUUUUAGCUGUCAUGUAGACUAGUCAUCAUCCAUGCUUGGAUCUCGAUAAGUGAAACUGAUGGUUUGUACUGUGUAACUUGGGGAAACUCUACUUUUGAUAUUCAUUAAUGUCAUGUUCUUGUGUUCACUUGGAAUUAAAAAUGAGGUGUUUGUUUUA